UCUGCUGGGGCUUUUAGGAGUGAGCUGCGAAGUAACCAAGCUAGUAGAUAAGAUGUGCAUUGAGAUCAUUGCUAACAGAAGUUACAGUUGUGAAGAUUUAGGACUGAGGCAGAUUCCAGAAUACCUGCCUUUCACUACAGAAAUCCUUGAUUUCAGCUUUAACUCCCUUUAUGCCCUUCAAUCAUCAACUUUCAGCAAGCUAGAGGAUCUGAUAUCUUUAGACCUAACGAGGUGUCAGAUUAAUUGGAUCUAUGGAGGCGCCUUUCAUAACAACUCUUACUUGGAGACUAUUGUGUUGACUGGAAACCUUCUUCUGUUUUUGGCAGAUGAUGCGUUCACUGGACCGAAUUGUUUGAAACAUCUUGAUCUAACUCAAACAGGACUCACUAGUUUAGCAUUUAUCCCAAUGCAAGACAUUGGCAACUUGGAGACCCUGCUAUUGGGAAGCAACCAUAUCCAAUCGUUAGAACUCCCACUAGACUUUCCCACUAGGAAUAUCAAGUACUUGGAUUUUCAGAUGAACAACAUACAAAAAAUAUCGGCUAAAGAUAUAGCAGUACUAAAGAAAACUAGCAAUCUAACUUUAAUUCUUAAAGGGAAUAAUAUUGAACACAUUGAAAGCAGAGCUUUCAGUUCUAUGGUUUUCUACAAUUUGGAUUUUGGUGGUUGGGCUAAUCUUUCAGUGAUCUUGGAAGGAUUGCAAGGUGCCAAAACAGUUGUUCUUUGGCUGGGGAGUUUUGAUGACUGGGGCCAUAGAAGAGACAUCAGUGCCCCUAUGCUGCAAAGCAUCUGCAACAUCUCUGCAGAUUAUCUCAAUCUGCAGUAUCACCAUCUUCGUCCAAUUUCAGUUGAUACAUUUCAGUGUUUGACUAGACUCCAAAAGUUAGACUUGACCUGCACUUCCCUUGAAAUGUUGCCUCCUCAUAUUGUUCAGAUGAAUAUGCUGAAGGAAUUAAAUCUCAAUAUGAAUGAUUUCACGCACCUCUGUGACAUCAGUUCUGCUGCUUUCCCAAACUUGACCCACCUCUUCAUGAGGGAAAAUUCGGAGAAGCUGAAUCUGGGCUCUGGAUGCUUAGGGACACUGUCAAUGCUUCAGCAUCUGGACCUGAGCAACAGUCAGGUAGAAGGGUCAAACUGCUGUACCCAGGAACUCCAUGGUUUGAGCAGCUUGCAACACCUCAACCUGAGCUACAAUGGCCAGCUUCUGUUGCAUGACAUGGCCUUCAAAGAGUGUGCUAAUCUGGUGAUCCUAGAUCUCACUUCCCAUAUUGUCAUUACUAAUUGUCCUCAAAGGUGACCCUUCCGCAACCUGCAUCUUCUGCAGUCCCUGAACCUUUCAUACUGUCAGAUUGGCUCAAGCAUCCAGCACAUCUUGCAAGGUCUAGAGAGCCUUGUUGUUCUGAAUCUGCAUGGGAAUAACUUUGGUACAAUGCUGAAUGACAACGUCUUUCACCAGACACCCAAUUUAGAGGUAUUAAUUUUAUCGUCCUGUAAAUUGCUAGCUAUACAGACCAAAGCAUUUUAUGCCCUCAGGAAGCUAAGACAUGUGGAACUGAGCCACAAUAACCUUAUUGCAUUCAGUUCAGAUGCCUUUUUCAAUCACAGGAGCAUUUAUCUCAAUUUUGCCAAUAAUAAGAUCCGCAUUAUCCCACGUGAUAUGUUGACUAGUCUAUCUGGCAAGAGCAUAAUCAAUUUAAGUUAUAACCCUCUGGAAUGCACCUGUUCCAAUAUUGGAUUAUUAACUUGGUACAAACAAAACAUAGAUAAAAUUGAGGACUCUGAAAAGACUGUGUGCUCUCAACCCAAACCACUGGAGGGUGUUCAGCUCUUUUCUGUAAAUCUGUUCUGUGGACAUCACACUGCACAAAUAUUACUGAUUACCUUAGUUGUGAUCAUUGUAAUUGCAGCAUCCUUCAUUCUGAUCACACGUUUUUUAAAAAGAAGGUACCAACAAAUUUGAAGCAAACGUGCACAAUAGAGUUCAUUUCAGAGAAAAAAAUGACUACAGAGAGAGCAGCUUAUAAGGAAUGUUUUGUUUCUUCCUCUCUUGAAAGUCAUUUAAGUCAGCUCUGGUAUUAGUGUGGUAACAAAAGUGAUUACAAUAGAAAAGAAAGGCAGAUUCAGCCUUGCAUCUGCUAAAUAGAAUUAAUAGAAUUGUACAGAAAUCCAUUCUCUUCUCUGAGUGGUACAGUAGGAAGCUCCAGUGACCACAGAAGUUGUGGAACAGUCCCACUGUCAGUUGGUCAUGUGUGUGGCAGACAACUACACAGGCAAAUAGUAACUUACCCUUGAAAAUGGGAGAGAAAAUGAGGAUGAUCAUUUUUGCCCAUUGGUUAUUCUAGCUCUAACUAUGAAUAUUCUGUUGCCUGUGAGCAUCAUUUUGUCAUGUUUACGGGUCUCUCAUGAAUUGAGAACCCAAUGUAGUACAGUGGUUAGAGCACGGGCCUAGGAGUAGGGAGACCUAGAUUUCAAUUCCUAGUCACCAAUAAAGUUCAAGAGGUAAACUUCGGAGGAGUCACCAUCUUUCUCUGAGCUUAAUCUAUCCUACCAGAGGAUAAAAUUGAUAUGUAUAUCAUCAUAAUCAAGUGGCAGUUUAUAAGCACAAGAUUUUCCGUCACCUGCUCAUUCUCCACCCAGGCAAUCCACAAGUUUGCCUAUUCCUUCCAGUGGUCUUGCACUGAAAAUGUCCCAUUUAUAAUUUUAUUAAAAACAGGUUACCAAACACUUAUGUGUUCACACAAACGUUAGGGGUAAAAAAAAAACACUAUUACAUUCUCCCCUUCCCCCCCCCCCCAGUUUAUAAUGUCUUACUGUUUUUCUGUUAUUAAUUUUACAUAAGUAAAAGAUUAUUACCCAAGUACCCUGGUAUAAUCUUCUCAACUGUAUAAGUUCAUUGUAAGCAACUCUUAUUUGUAUAUUGUGUAUAAACUGUAAGCUCUUUUGUUAUUUCAAUUUCAAAGUUAUUUCAAUUUCAGUCACCCCCUCCAAUUUUAAAAAUUCCAAUAUAUUAAGAUUCCAAAAUAAAUGUGUAGAUAAUCCAAACUUAAAUGCUUCACUUAUUUUACCUGGAAAAAUCACCUGUGUUUCAUUGUGCUCCCUGACCACAUGUUUUGUACUUUUAUUAAAGGGUCACAUCUAUACAUGAGCAGAAAGGAAAACAUAUUGAGCAAAACA
Molecule: messenger RNA, 3174 nt
Organism: Sphaerodactylus townsendi
Lineage: Eukaryota; Metazoa; Chordata; Lepidosauria; Squamata; Sphaerodactylidae
Gene: CD180
Product: CD180 molecule
Biological process (GO): positive regulation of lipopolysaccharide-mediated signaling pathway; B cell proliferation involved in immune response; cellular response to lipopolysaccharide
Cellular component (GO): extracellular matrix
Molecular function (GO): protein binding
Source: RefSeq, a predicted model, not a curated record